Messenger RNA from Meira miltonrushii, 1305 nucleotides. RefSeq names its product NAD(P)-binding protein. Lineage: Eukaryota; Fungi; Basidiomycota; Exobasidiomycetes; Exobasidiales; Brachybasidiaceae. The transcript is spliced from 3 exons. The record is from RefSeq and is a predicted model, not a curated record. Gene Ontology annotation, molecular function: methylenetetrahydrofolate dehydrogenase (NAD+) activity; methylenetetrahydrofolate dehydrogenase (NADP+) activity. Gene Ontology annotation, biological process: purine nucleobase biosynthetic process. Gene Ontology annotation, cellular component: cytosol. Bases 1 to 1305 code for a protein of 434 amino acids.
AUGUCGCAUAAUAAGCGUUUGCACCCAGUCAUUCAAGCCUCUUCCAGCACAGACAAUGCACAAAUGGGAAGACUAGCCUCUGCAGUCUCAAUCGCAGGUCCUUUCCAAUCUUCAAUAGCAGAAGCAAUCACUGCGAGAAGGCAAAAAGGUCAAACGAUUCCCAAAUUGGUUGGUAUUCUAGCCACUCCUAGCCCACCAAGUGUGGCAUACGCUCAAUGGACAAAGAAGGCAUGUGAACAAGUUGGAAUAGAGUUCGAAAUAUGGCAGACAUGGUCUGAAAGCGACAAGAAGGAUGAUGCGAUGGAUGGAGUUGAAGAGCAAAAAUCACAACAACUGCCAAAUUCUGAUCUUGAAGCUGAUGUUGAAGACUUGAUCAUUGCUGCCAACGCAAACGAUUCCAUUCACGGCAUCAUGGUCUACUACCCAAUCUUUGGUGGUCGUCAAGAUACAUACCUUCAACAAAUCGUUGACCCUCGCAAGGACGUAGAAGGAUUGCACUUCAGCUAUUGCUUCAACAUGUACCAUAACAUUCGAUGGAUCAACCCAUCACAGUUGGGAGGCGCACCUGGAACGACAAUUGAAGCAUCUUCUGGAUCAGCGGAUAGAGAAGAGAGCAUACCGCCGGGAUAUGCAAAAUCAAUCUUGCCUUGCACGCCUUUGGCUGUUGUGAAAUGUUUAGAAAGCUUGGGUGCAUACGACAUGUCGCUGCCCUAUGGAGAUCGCCUAUUUGGCAAGACAAUCACAGUUGUCAAUCGUUCCGAAGUGGUCGGAAGACCUUUGGCUGCUUUAUUGAGCAAUGAUGGUGCAAAAGUGUACAGUAUUGAUUUGGAUUCAGUACAAGAAUUCAACAAACGUGCAAAGCACGAAAGUGAUCGUCAGCCUUCAAAAACUGUUUUGUCAGCUCGUGAACAAAAUGCGUCUCAACGAUUGCGACCUUCACAUAUCGUCCGAUCAUGUGGUAUGAACUUGCAAGAGUGCAUUGCCGCUUCAGAUGUGGUAAUUUCAGGCGUGCCAGCAGCUUCGUUUAAAAUUCAGACCGAUUGGGUCAAGCCAGGAACGGUGACAGUAAACUUCAGCAGUGAAAAGAAUUUCGAAAAAGACGUUCGCACUCGUGCUGCAAUCCAUUUGCCUGCAAUCGGUAAGACCACAAUUGCCAUGCUUCAACGCAAUCUGUUGAGACUUGUCGAGUACCGUGAAUUGACUCUGGGAGUUCAGGACCCCCACCUCCUCCAAAUGGACGCCCACAAGGAGGCAAAGAUGAACAUCACGGAAGCUCGGGCAGCCGCGGACAAUCUUCGGCUUUGA